AUGACGGGCUUCCUACGUGUUGAAGGGACGAAAAUCGUCAACGAAGAUGGAAAGCCAGUCGUCCUUCGCGGGGCUGCUACCGGAGGUCAUCUCAACAUGGAAAACUUCAUUACAGGAUACGCUGGACACGAGUCGGAGCAAAAGGAGGCCAUGCUGAAGGUGAUGGGUCAGGAGAAAUACGACUUCUUCUGGGACCGAUUCUACGAAUAUUUCUGGACGGACAAGGACUCGGAAUUCUUUGCCUCCUGCAACCUCAACUGCCUCCGUAUCCCAUUCAAUCACCGCCAUUUCAUUGAUGACCGAGACUUGACCAAGAUCAACCCCAACGGCUUUAAGCUUCUCGACCGCAUUGUGGAAAGCUGCGCGCGGUUUGGGAUCUAUACUAUUCUGGAUCUUCACUCUGUUCCUGGUGGCCAGAAUCAGGAUUGGCACUCCGACAGUGGCACUCAUCGCGCCCAGUUCUGGGACUAUGGACAUUUCCAGGAUUCCAUCAUCGACCUAUGGAAGGAGAUUGCAGCACACUACAAGGACAAUCCCUGGAUCGCGGGAUACAAUCCUCUGAACGAGCCCGCAGAUGCCAAACACACCCGCCUCAUCGACUUCUACACCCGAAUUGAAAAGGCCAUCCGCUCAGUCGACAACAAGCACAUCCUAUUCCUGGAUGGAAACACAUAUGCCGCUGAUUUCAACUACUUCCCGGAGACACCCUAUCCCAACUCAGUCUACUCUAUCCACGACUACUCGAAAUACGGAUUCCCCAGCUGCGACGAAAAGUACACUAGCACAGAGACACAACAGGCCAAGCUGCUCGCCUCCUACGAGCGCAAGAUCGCACACAUGAAGCAGGUCGGCGUCCCCGUCUGGAACGGAGAAUGGGGCCCAGUCUACGCCUCCGCGAUGCGAAAUGACACCGACAUCGACGCAACAAAUUCAUCGCGGUACCUCCUCAUGCGCGACCAACUGGCAAUCUACAAAAAGGGUGAUCCCUCAGGCGACGGUGCCCCGAUCUCGUGGUCCAUCUGGCUAUACAAAGAUAUCGGCUACCAGGGGCUGACAUUCGUCUCCCCCGAUUCCAAGUGGUAUCGCCACCUCCGACCCUGGCUGGACAAGAAGCUUUCUCUUGGCCUGGACCGGUGGGGACGAAAUGCCGCGCCGGAGGUUGAGAGCAUUUAUCAGCGUGUGAAGGAUCACUUUAACGAGGUCAUUCCCAAAGAGCAUCACAAGGCGCUUUACCCGCCUACUUGGGGGACGAGCGAUUACGUUGAUCGGGUUCUUCGGGACGUUCUACUCUCUCAGUAUUUGGCGUGGGAGUUUGCGGAUUAUUUCCGGGAUCUUUCGUUUGAGGAGUUGGAUGAGUUGGCGGCUUCGUUUAAGUUUGAGAAUGUGGAGCAUCGGGAGGAGUUGAUUCAGUAUCUUAAGAAUUGGUAG
Penicillium daleae is the source of this 1428-nucleotide messenger RNA. Its product is annotated as glycoside hydrolase family 5 protein. Bases 1 to 1428 code for a protein of 475 amino acids. The transcript has a single exon. Gene Ontology annotation, molecular function: beta-glucosidase activity. The record is from RefSeq and is a predicted model, not a curated record. Lineage: Eukaryota; Fungi; Ascomycota; Eurotiomycetes; Eurotiales; Aspergillaceae. Gene Ontology annotation, cellular component: cell surface; extracellular region. Gene Ontology annotation, biological process: glucan catabolic process.